AGCACAAGCGAGAAUCAAAUCAUUUUCAACAAAAUGGCAGCUGCAGAAUCCAUAAAGGCGUUCGAGUGCAGGGUUUUUGAAAAACUAUUAAAGUCAAAAUUUAAAAAUGCAAAUUAUCGUAGGAAAGUGAUAAGAAACACUUUAACAGAGCUAGUCGAGAAGGAGAGAGUGGAGACGUCGUUAGCAAGAGCAAAAGAUGUGGCAAGGGUUGCAAACAGAAUGAUUGACUUAGCAAAAGAAAACAAUGAGCCUAUUGUCUACACAUGGUUAAUGAAUAAAUCAUUGGUUCCUAAGGUUUUUAACACCUUAGUUCCAAGAUAUGCAACUGUAACGGAGAAGUACACAAGGGUAUACAAUAUUCCCCCAACUACUGAAAAGUUUUCAUCAAUGGGAAUCGUUGAAUUUAUUGGAAACAGUUUACCUCCAUUAGAACCAACAGAAGAAGAAUUGGUUAAGCUAAAAGCUGAAAUUUUGAAGAAACAAUUUAAAAGCCAAAUUUCACCAGAUGGAAUUUUGGUAUAGUAACAUCACAUGCUUGUAAAAAGUUUGAAAUUUCUAUAAUUAUGUUGUUUCGCUCAAGUGAUGAAUUAUAUUUUUAAUUUGUAAGAAA
Messenger RNA from Rhopilema esculentum, 610 nucleotides. RefSeq lists its product as uncharacterized. Gene Ontology annotation, cellular component: ribosome; mitochondrial large ribosomal subunit. Gene Ontology annotation, biological process: translation. Lineage: Eukaryota; Metazoa; Cnidaria; Scyphozoa; Rhizostomeae; Rhizostomatidae. Gene Ontology annotation, molecular function: structural constituent of ribosome. The record is from RefSeq and is a predicted model, not a curated record.